AUGGUCUUCUUCGGCAGUGAGCAGCUCCACUACUCCGACUCUCCCUCGCUCUCCCCACAGUCCGACGGUGACAUCAGCAUCGGAGAAGCGACGCCGCCGACGGAGGAUCGUCACGAUCACGGCCACCACCAGCUGGCGGCGGAGGUGCCGAAGAAGAGGACGGGGAGGAGGGUUUUCAGGGAGACGCGCCACCCGGUCUACCGUGGCGUGAGGAGCCGGAAAGGUGACAAGUGGGUCUGCGAGCUCCGCGAGCCCGUCACCGGGACACGUGUCUGGCUCGGAACCUACACCAACCCGGAAAUGGCGGCCCGAGCCCAUGACGUGGCAGCUCUGGCGUUCCGCGGGAAGUCGGCCUGCCUCAACUUCGCCGACUCCGCCUGGCGCCUCCCCAUCCCGAUCUCACCCGGCGCCACCGACGUCAGGAGGGCGGCGGCGGAGGGCGCCGAGAUGUUCCGCCCGGCCGCGGCGGCGGAUGAAGAGGAACGUAGCAUUCGCAGUACUACUACUACUGCGGCUGAUGACGAGAUUGAUGACGUGUACAGUAGCUGUUAUGUGGAGGAGGGGGAGCUGGAAGUGGUGGAUCUGCCGAGGUUGCUGUCGGAAAUGGCGGAAGGGCUGUUGCUGUCGCCGCCGCCGAGCUACGUGGAGAGCUGCAAUGCCGAAGAGCGUGAUUGGUGGCUGUGGAAUAAUUAA
Messenger RNA from Linum tenue, 693 nucleotides. The record is from the annotation of a GenBank genome assembly. NCBI's taxonomy places the organism in Eukaryota, Viridiplantae, Streptophyta, Magnoliopsida, Malpighiales, Linaceae.